Molecule: messenger RNA, 1434 nt
Organism: Eremothecium gossypii ATCC 10895
Lineage: Eukaryota; Fungi; Ascomycota; Saccharomycetes; Saccharomycetales; Saccharomycetaceae
Gene: RKM4
Product: ribosomal lysine N-methyltransferase
Exons: 1
Coding region: 1-1434 (477 amino acids)
Biological process (GO): peptidyl-lysine monomethylation
Cellular component (GO): nucleus
Molecular function (GO): protein-lysine N-methyltransferase activity; protein binding
Source: RefSeq, marked provisional
AUGGUAGACGAGUUUGCAGAGGCUACCGCGCAGUUUGUUCAGUGGCUGCCAAAGGUGGGGAUUGAGGUUGCACCCGAGGUGAGGGUGGAAGAUUUGCGUGAUGCGGGCCAGAACCGCAGCGUGGUUGCCAGCGGCGCAGUACAAGAGGGAGCCACGCUCUUUACUAUUCCCCGGAGUGCGCUGCUCAAUGUACACACGAGCGCUCUUCGGGAGUGUGCGGCUGGGCUGCCCGCUGCGCUUGAGGAGAAGAUCGGCCACUGGGAGGGACUGGUGAUGUGCGUGUACUACGAGCGCUGCGUUUUGCAGGAGCGGUCGCGCUGGUGGCCCUGUCUCCGGCUCUUUCCGGCGGUGGAGGAGAUGGACAACCUCAUUUACUGGAAUGCGGAGCAGCGGCAGCUGCUGACGCCGUCGCUGGUGGGUUCGCGGAUCGGAGAUGAGUCUGCGCGGGAGAUGCACGCGCGUGUGCUGGCCCUGGCAGAAGAGUGGGGACUCUCAGAGCUUAAGGAGAUGUCUUGGGAUGCCUUUGUGCACAUUGCGUCUGUGAUCAUGGCCUACUCGUUUGACUGCCGCCUCAACAGCGACGAGGAAGACGACGAGGAAGACGACGACGGUGCACUAGACGGCGGCACGGUCGCCGCUGACGGUUGCAUCAAGAGCAUUGUGGCGCUGGCGGAGACGCUAAACUCUGACACCCAUCUGGCCAAUGCCAACCUUACCUACGACCGCGACCAGCUGAAAAUGAUUGCCGUAAAGGACAUCAAGGCAGGGGAACAGGUUUAUAACCUCUACGGUAGCUACUCGAAUGCCGAACUACUGCGUCGUUACGGCUACGUGGAAUGGACGGGCUCCAAGUACGAUUACGGCGAAAUCGAGCUCUCUGCGAUCCGUGAAACUAUCUCAAAGGAGCUUGCCGUGCCAGACUUCCCGUUCGAUGCUGUGCUAGCGCUGCUCGAAGAUAAGGACGGCUGGGCCGGUGAAUUGUUCGACUACAAUGAUAUUGUAGAGGAGAGCUAUGACUGCUACGCAGACGGAGAGCUCGCCCCAGACGGGGCGUUCCUCGUCCAGCUUUUGGUUGCCUUAGCGCAGGUUCCCCGCGCUGCGCUUGGGAAGGGUAGCACGCUCAGCGUCCGCACCCGGAAAAUCUCCAAGAAAGUGAUGCAGUUACUGGAAAGUGGCCGCAUCACUAGGAAAGCCGCUGACGUCCUAGAGAGCGUCAUCCGCGACAGAAUGCAAGCGUACCCUCCCCACGCAGCCGUCUUUGACGGCCAGAAACCUACUGAUCUACAGGCCAUGGAUCCUGCACCCCGCAGGGAGGCGAUGGCACGCUGUGUGUUGCAGUGCGAGGUGAAAGCGCUGCAGAAAUGCGCGCUAGCAAUCAGCUCCAACUAUAAGAUUAUAUCGGACGAUCUACUUAUGGGCAAGUUACUCAACUGA